Molecule: messenger RNA, 2395 nt
Organism: Sphaeramia orbicularis (orbiculate cardinalfish)
Lineage: Eukaryota; Metazoa; Chordata; Actinopteri; Kurtiformes; Apogonidae
Gene: atp6ap1a
Product: ATPase H+ transporting accessory protein 1a
Exons: 11
Coding region: 22-1482 (486 amino acids)
Cellular component (GO): proton-transporting V-type ATPase complex
Molecular function (GO): ATPase activator activity
Source: RefSeq, a predicted model, not a curated record
CCUGCUGUCAGUUGGAUAAAGAUGGCGACGACAAGGAUACUGCAUCUCAGCCGCAUCCCUCCGUGUUUGGCCGUUUUUCUCGGUUUAUUAAAUGUAUUUAAUUCAGGAAAUUGCGAUGAGCAGGUGCCGCUUAUUCUGUGGACAAGCGAAGGGAUUUCCAUGCCAACGCAGUCCCCUCCAACAGCCGGUCACAUUGUUGGACAGCAGCAGCUGGCUUCGUACCUAGAGAAGGCUCUCAACGUUGGCCCCCGAAAUGUAGUACUGUUUCUUCAGGACAAGAUGAGCAUUGAAGAUUUUACUAUGUAUGGUGGGGCUUUUGGAAACAAGCAGGAUAGUGUAUUUCCAAACCUAGAGGGGGCUCUGAGGUCUUCAGCCUCUUCUGUGGUGUUGCCUGCUGUGUCUUGGCCUGCCUCUAAUGCAGUAAUCGGCCAGCUGCAGGACCAGUUAGAAACAUCUCCUCUGUACAUGGACCCUGAGACUUUAAGUCAGCUCAGACUCAACGCCUCCUCACCUGCCCUGCUGGUGUUCAGGCUGCCUUAUGGCAUUGGGGCUGAUCUGAUGUCUGCAAAAGAGGUUCUCAGUGGGAAUGAUGAGGUGAUUGGCCAGGUGUUGAGCAUCAUGAAGACCCAGGCUGUUCCAUACACAGCUAUUUACACAGCCCUGCGUCCCUCAAGGGAGGCGGCAUCUCUUUCUCUGGAGGCAGGUGUGGGUGGAGGACGCUCUCUUCUGCAGUACAGGAGUCCAUAUAAAGACAGGGAGCGAGAAAGAGAGAGGCAGCGUAGGAUCAAGGAGAAGGCUGGGGUCUACGGCCCAGUGGAGUUUAAGGAAAAUGAAAAUACCUGUAUCCUCUUGUGGGCAAAAGGUCUGUCAGUGAGCAUCCUGCGUAGUGGCAACUGGGAAGACCAUGACCUGACUUCAUCUACCUUUGGCGAGGGAGCCAGCCCCAAACUUCAUGGUUCAAGUUGUGAUAAAACCAAAGCAAGGUUGGUUCUUAACUAUGAAAAUGUCCUUGGACACCGCAGCUUCAAACUGAUCUUUGGGAUGAGUCAGCGUUACUACAAGGUGUCUGCGCGUCGCUGGUUCACACUAGACAUUGUGGAGCUGGAGUAUGACGGUACUAAAGCCACAUUCAAUGGCAGCCGAAACAUUUACGCCCCUGCUGAGUACUCCUACCGCUGUGAGUUGGUCACCAGCUUCCGUUGGCCCUUGCUUGUUCCACGGUCGUCCAAAGAUCCAUCCAAUCAGUGGAGGGUCACAUUUGAAGAUUUCCAGAUCCAAGGCUUUAAUGUGACAGGCAGUGAUUUCUCUUAUGCUAGUGACUGCGCAGGCUUCUUCUCCCCUGGCAUCUGGAUGGGCCUGAUGACCAGCCUCCUCAUGGUCCUAGUGCUUACCUAUGGUCUGCACAUGAUCAUGCAGCUCCGUACAAUGGACCGUUUUGAUGACCCCAAGGGCCCAGCCAUCUCUGUGCCCCAGACAGAGUAACACACCACAUGUCCAGUCUUAUGCAGUGUCCCUACACUUCCGUUUCCAUUCCAUUUCUUUAUUUUUCUCCCUCCAAUUCUCCCUUAUUUUACUGCUUCCUCUCUUACCCUUUACUCUCCUUUAAACAUUCCACUCACCCUUCAUGUGUAGUUGGGCAUUAUCAAAGCAAAUUAGUAGUGUUGUCAUUAAAAUAAGGGUUUAUAUAUCAGUACAUUAUGUGUCGCCAUUGCAAUCCAGUUGUUACUAUAAAAUGUGCAUCCUGAGACUAAAGGAUAUUGUUCCCAGGCUGCCAUAGAUUGGGAUUCACCUCCCACAUGAAAGGGAUCGAAUUGUACAUAGAAGGGACAAAAAUAACUUGUGAAAAAUGUUAUGAAUAAUAGAAAAUGCUAUUUAUUGGUCAAAAUAAUUUCUGUGUGUUUACAGUUGUAUUUGUGUCUGUGAGUAGACAAGUGAAAGUUAGUUGUUGAAUGAAGGGAACACGUUUUCUUUAUGAAAAACAGUUCGGCAUCAUAUCCAUUGUGUUCUUUUAACCUCAGUAUUCUCGAUCAGGACAUUUUGAUGAACUCUCUACGUUUGUUUUUUUUUGGUAUGGCAAAAAAAACCUGAAAUCUUUUUAAAAGCAAACACUACAGCAAAGUUAGAAAUAUCCCAUAGAUUCUGAAUGAUCUGGUGUUUUUUCCAAAUCCCAAGCUUGAAUCGCUGUUUCAUGAAUGCUGUUUUAUUUAUUAUACAAGCUAAGCUUUCACAUCUGAUGUGCACUGACAUAUACUUAAUGUGAAAAAGUAAAUUCUACUUUUAUUUGUUAAUUUAUUUUGUUUGAUCAUUUGUCGUGAAUAUCAAUGAUGUAAGGUCCUGAAUAUGGUCCUGUGUCGUGCUGCUGCUGUGAACCCAAUAAAACAUGUAUAAAGACGAA